AUGACAACAUACAAAAUGUAUCUUUUGUUGGGGCCACAGGUGAGCAAGCAAAGAUUCGCAUGCUGCCCGCAGGAUGUAUUUUUGCAUGUUUUCAACCAUACACUAGAAUACAUGGAUUGGAAUGACUACGAACUUAUGGCCAAAGACGCAAAACGUCGUGGAUUCGGUGAACAGGGGACAGGGUUCAACAAGACUUUAUCAGCAGAUGAAAAGAAAUUAUCUGAGAAAUUGUUUAAACAAUACAAUUUCAACGCUUUUGCAAGCGAUCACAUUUCUCUUGAGCGAUCAAUCGGAGAUACAAGAUCAGACGUGUGUAAAACUAAACAAUAUUUGAAAAACAUUCCACCAGCAAGUGUUAGUAUCAUUCUGUGCUUCCACAACGAGAAGAACUCAACUAUACUCAGAUCGAUUCACAGUAUCAUCAACAGAUCUCCAAAACAUCUUCUCAAAGAGAUCGUUCUUGUGGAUGAUUUCAGUACAGAUGAAGAACUAAAAAAGCCCCUUGAAAUGUACACACAACAGCACUUUCCCAUAGUUAGAAUUGUUAGAAACACCAGAAGGCAAGGCCUCAUCCGAACCAGAAUGAUCGGAGCUAACACCACAAGUGGAGACAUACUUGUAUUUCUCGAUGCUCAUGUGGAAGUUAACUACAACUAUCUUCCUCCUCUGAUAGAGCCAAUCGUUUUGGAUUACCGGAAAAUCGUGUGUCCACUUGUGGAUGCCAUAGAUCAUCAGACUAUGAACAUUCGGCGAAGCUUAGACAGUUCACGCGGAGCCUUUAGUUGGGAUUUGGUCUAUCAACAUUUGCCGGUCUUUCAGAAAGACAAAAGUGCACCUCACCCAGUACCAGUCAUGAUGGGUUCCGUGUUUGCCAUCAGUCGUAGGUGGUGGGAGGAGAUAGGAAGAUAUGACCCUGGACUGGAGGUUUGGGGAGGUGAACAGUAUGAAAUCAGCUUUAAGUCUUGGAUGUGUGGAGGGAGUGUGGUAGAUUCUCCGUGUGCCCGCGUGGCUCAUUUGUUUAGACCUCUCCCCUAUGUUUCAGAAGUAACCAAAGAUCACUUGGUGGACAGAAACUAUCUACGUGUGGCAAAAGUUUGGAUGGAUGAAUAUAUCGAGUAUGUGUUCCAGAGAAGGCCUAUCAUGCGCAAGAUCGAUCCGGGCAAUCUAACAGAACAGAUUGCUGUUCGAAAGAGACUCAACUGUAAAUCAUUUAAAUGGUACCUAACAGAUGUGGCCCCUGACCUUCUGAAAAUAUAUCCACCAAUUGAACCACCUAAUAAAGCGUGGGGUCUGCUAAGAAAUAUUUACAAUAAGUCCGCUUGCGUUUUCAAAGAACCAAGUGGUUGGCUACUUUUAGGCAGCUGUCUGCAAUCUGACAAUAACUUUUAUGUUUAUGAUUGGCGGCAGCACAUUAAAUUAUCGAACAAAUGUUUUACACGUGCCAACUUAGUAGGUAUCUUUAUGGCUGGCUGCUAUGAUUAUGAGCAAGUACCAAACCAACAGUUUGUAUGGGACCACAAGACAGGCCGCAUUGUUAAUUUCGUAACAAAGUACUGCAUGGAUGUAAAUCGGCAAACACAACAAGUUGUCAUGGCACAGUGUAACGUCUCAACAAUUACCCAAUCCUGGAUGUUUGAUUAUUUUAAUUCUACCCUGGUCAAUGAAGCUUGGGAAAAACACCGAGCAGAACUAAAUAUGUAA
Messenger RNA from Candidula unifasciata, 1701 nucleotides. The record is from the annotation of a GenBank genome assembly. Lineage: Eukaryota; Metazoa; Mollusca; Gastropoda; Stylommatophora; Geomitridae.